Molecule: messenger RNA, 4874 nt
Organism: Oncorhynchus keta (chum salmon)
Lineage: Eukaryota; Metazoa; Chordata; Actinopteri; Salmoniformes; Salmonidae
Product: tyrosine-protein phosphatase non-receptor type 20-like
Exons: 12
Coding region: 266-1864 (532 amino acids)
Biological process (GO): protein dephosphorylation
Molecular function (GO): protein tyrosine phosphatase activity
Source: RefSeq, a predicted model, not a curated record
GUGGCUGGGCUUUGCUCUGAUUGGAGGAUGCAAUGGGAGCGUGCUCAGAGUGAAGAAGAUCUGCACUGGAGGCGUGGCCCACCAAGACGGGCGGCUCAGAGUGGGAGACAUACUUCUCGAGGUGAAUGGGAUAAUAGUAUCAGGUCUGAGCCACAGUAAGGUGGUGGAUAUCCUCCGUAAGGUAAAGGGAAACGUCCAGCUCAACAUCUGUAGAGACAUCAUACGACGGGCCAAUACAGCACCCUGCACUGAUGGUUUCUUCUAUAUGGCCUCUUGCCCUAGAGACAACAUGGCUGCAUGCCCUGGGUCAAAUACGGCCUCCUGUCCUGGAUCAGGAUCCAAUAUGGCCUCUUGUACUGGAUCCAAUAUGGCCUCCUGUCCUGGAUCAAAUAUUUCCCCUUGUCCUGGGUCAAAUAUGAUGACCUGCCAAGGCGUCAACAUGGGGGAUAAAGCAGAGCUUGUCUCUAAACCUGCUGCCUGCUUCUUACCUGAUGUCCAGCAGGAGGACCUUCCCCCUGAGUUGACUUCAGAUCCAGUACCUUAUGUAGAGGAGGAUGCCCCCCACUCUCCCCCCCAACCCUCUCCUCCCCAUCAUCCCGCACACCGCCUGCAGGCCCUGACAGAAGGCAUGGCUGGACAGGAGAGCUGUACCAGUAUACCCUCUCAUCCGGCUUGUUGCCUGUCUAGCAAGAGUGUGGCUAACUUGCUGCAUGAAGCCUCUGACAGGAACCAAAUCUCUGUGACGACAUUGGGCGAACCCAUCACGGGCAGCAAGAACAGCCAAUCAGAUGGCUGGAGCAGCGUGGAUGAGGAUGAUGGGGCGUUUGAAGCUAAUGGUCAGGAGGCGAUGUCACCUUCUUCAGGCCCCCCUAUAGUUUCAGAAGAAGAGUUGGCCAGCCUAGCCAUGAUCAGUCCAGCUAAAACCAGUCAAUACUCUGGGCCCAGAGUGAAAGCCCUGAUACAGAUACUACAACAUCAACUAGACCAGCAAGAACUGGUCCGAGAGUUCAUGGCCUUGGAGCAUCUACAGCCAUUUGAUAACCUUCUGGUGGGGAAAGCUCCUGAGAACCGGGAGAAGAACCUCUACCGGGACAUCCUGCCCUAUGAUAAGGCACGUGUUCUAGUGGGUGAUAACCAGGACUAUAUUAACGCCAGUUAUAUCCGUAUGGAGGUUGGCAGUGAGGAGUUAUUCUAUAUCUCCUGCCAGGGUCCUCUGCCCUCCACCGUGCCUGACUUCUGGCAGAUGGUCUGGGAGAACAGGUCUGAUGUGAUAGCCAUGAUGACCCAGGAUGUGGAGAGAGGCAGGGUUAAGUGUCACCGCUACUGGCCAAAGAAGGUUAGCUGUCCCCUGGACACGGGACCCUUCCAUCUCAGCUUGGAGAACCAGCAGAUCCAGGAAUACUUCCACAUCAAGAUCAUCCGCAUGGUGGAGAAAGAGUCUGGUAAGACCCACUUUGUCCAUCACCUGAAGUUUACCCGUUGGCCUGAUCACGGUGUGCCGCAGUGUUCAGAGCAGCUGGUCAGGUUUAUCCGUUACCUCCGAGCGGUCCACCAUAAAGGACCUGUCACUGUACACUGUAGUGCUGGAAUAGGACAAACAGGAGUACUGAUCUGCACCGAUGUCAUACUGAGUCUCAUAGAAUACGAUCUCCCGAUCAAGGUCAGUAGCAUUGUUAGGGAGAUGAGACUGCAGCGAUAUGGCAUGAUUCAGACCAAGGAACAGUACCUGUUCUGCUACAAGUUAUGGUUGGAGGUUCUACAGGGCAUCCUGCAGCUGCAUGGUAACCGAUGGCAUCCUGAGAGCCCCCGCAAAUUGCAACCCGAGAGCCCCCCGCAAACUUAUGGGCCCUCACAAACACAGUAGCCGAUGGCAACCCGAGAGCCCCCAUGAAGAUAACCAAUUUGUUUAACCAGUUACUUCCCACCUUCCCAAAGAAGAUACCUUAUCAAUGAAGAUGUGUAAUAUUUGAAUAGUUGACUGUGUAAGUUAUACAUUUGUUAGCAGUUUAAUUUGUUAUGAGCACUGUAAGUAUGUGUUUUAGCCAGCUACUUUAUUUGUUGUCAUGUCUAACAUGACUAUUAACAGUUGGCUAUAGCACAUAUAGAUGGAAGAUAUAGAUGGAAGACCAGGCUAUGUUUCUGCAGUGUUUUGAUAUUUGGGUUAUGCAUUUAUUGAUGGAGGUAGACAUUCUUACUGUUGGUUCUUUCUGUGUUCUCAAACUGUGAUUAUAGUAUUUAAAAAAUUGUAAAAUAAGUGCAUGUUAAUCAUUUAUUAAUUCUGUCCAUGACUGAAACCAAAAGUGAAUAGAAUCAAGUGCCUUGGAAAGACUUGCAGCUUUAUGUGACACUGAUUAAUAAUCCAGUUUUCUGGGGGUGAAUCCAAACAUGCGAUCUUGGAGUGCUAAGAGAUUCAUAUUUUUGUUUGUUUCACCCACAGAAACCUGGAAACCAGGUUUGAUUGAACAGUAACCUCAGUACAAAUGCUCUGUGUGAUUCUGAAAGGAAUGUCUGUCCGAUACUGAUUUUGUUCGAAUCUUGUUGUCCCAAAACUCUGAUUCACUGUGUGUGAAUUUUGCAGCACAGUAGUGAAACUCUAUUCAUUUUGCAGUCUAAUCUCUAUGACCACUGAGCAAGUGCUUGAAGUUUGAAAUAUAAUGGGGGUCAAAUGCACAAAAUCAUUGUACAGUAACAUCACCAUUGUAGUUGCAGUUUCAGUAGCAUGAUAAUAUGCUUUAACAUUCACUACCAGUACAGUAUAGCCUCGGUCUGAUCACUGAUCCUCCUAUUACCUUGGACCGUCAAAUAAGAGUUGUUCUGAAAUACUGCUUUGUUUCAUGGCGUCGUAAGGGCUGGAUCACAAUUAGAAACUGAUAUUUUUUAUUUGGUAGGUCACAGGUGCUGUCUGUAUAUGACAAGGCAGUUGGCUAUAGUAAUAUCUACAAGCAGAGAGAGUGAGAGAUUUACCUACAAGUGCUAACUGACAGAACAUGGAAAAGAGUCCCGUACUAGGCUUACUGAAGGGUAAAUAAGUGUGUCUCAGAGGGGCCCUUGUGACUGCAUGGGGGGAAAAAAUCUAACAGUAUGCUCCCUAAGAGGAAACAGCUAGCCACACACACAGAGGCUCUGGAGUGGGAAGUCUUCAAACCUGAGUUUGUGGAAAGCCCUGUUGUACAGUCUACCUCUCUCCCACUCAGUGUCUCCAUCAGGACUCCCAACCUCACUCAUUCACUCACUAAGUCCCUUCCUCAUUCCCUCUCUCGCACUCUUUCCCUACUUCCCUCUCACCCAGACCUUAUUAUAGUUUUGAGUUAUUGCAUAAUAGGCACGACGUGGGUUAUUCAGGGUCCAGUUACUUUUAUAGGUUUAUGGAGUUAUAUAAAUCCUACUUGCCUUCCUAGUUUUAUAUAAAUAGUUGUUAAUUGGAAUAGUUUUGUAUAUAAGGAGAGGGCUAUCAACCAACGUGAGUCGAGUUCAAUGCCUUUUAUAGUUUUGUGUAAAUAGUUCUUUCAUCUUUAUAAAAGGUGAUCACAGGAGUCGUGAGGGACCUCUGACCUUCUCAUCCAAUGGGUUUUGAGGAGGCGAGAGGAUGCAAGGAAUCAAGGAAAUGCAUUUGAGAUUCUAACCUUGAUAAAGUCUCACAUUCUCCUCAUCCGUCACCAGCCACCGUUCUAUAGCAGCACUGUAGACACUGUAAUCUUCUCUCUAACUAUAAGGCACAUGUGAGAGGAUUAUGCUUUAGCUGUAAGGAGAGGAAAGAAGGAGUGGAGGAGAGGACGUCCAGAGGUGAUAGGAGUGUGGAGAACAUGGGGAGGUGGUAGAGUAAUUAGUUGUGUGUUCAGUGAUUUACAAACCAUGGGAACAUGUAGGAAGGAACUUACCAACUUCCAGUAAAUCCUCCUCUCUGUUGGAUUCACAAAGAAACACACACACAACCAUCUUUUCUGUUAAUACAUUUAAAAUGCAGGCUGUAUCACAACAAAAUGUGGGAAAAGUCCAGGGGUAGAAUACUUUCUGAAUGCACUGUAAAUAGGGGACUUAACAUUUCACCAAAACACAACAUAAUGAUAUCUUCUCAAUGUAGUUGUUUUAACAACCAGUUAAUCCAAUUGUAAAAAAUGCUAGAUAUUUUUUUUUAAAUUGCCCUUUGAAUGUAAUAUGCUAUAGUAAUAUAAAUUACACAACAUUACACCAUUUUUACAUUAGGCAAUACACUUGCACUACCGACUGAAAAUCACAUUUCCAUCAUUUCUAUCCCAUGUGUUAUCAAAGUUGUGAUCCCUGAAGACAACGUUCACAAAAUGCAAAAAAAUAAAAUGUUUUGUUCCAAUAUAAUUACAAGAUAGGUGUACUGUAAUCAAAUUAAACAUAAAAUAAACAAUGUUUAGCAGGCACUAGUUUGCAUCCGGCCUGUCCUGAGCAUUUGGCCAUAGGUUCUCUUCGACAUUACUGUAAAUGUCCUCAUUGUUUAUGCAGCUGGGAAAAAAACUUUUGGCAUGGCGAAUCCAAGUGUGACAUUGGUCUGGAAAGAGGUCAUCGCAUGCCUCAUUCAUCGCCUGAAGGAGGGUGGCUCACUCAUGGGGAGUGUGCCUGUACUACACCUGUACUGUAGUCAUGUAUUGUAUUUUACAGUUUGUAUUGUACUUGUGUAUUGUAGUGUAUGUGACUCAGUAUGGAGCACGACUUUAGCAACACAAGAGUGGUGGGUACGAUUCCCACUGGGGUCACAUACGAAAAUGUGUGGAGUCACUGUUGUCACUUUGGAUAAAAGCGUCUGCCCCCAUCAAAAAGACCCCGGCAAUUUAAUUUUGGAUACAUGUUUACUGUUGUAAGGUUCUUAUUUUUCAGAGUAAAUUCACAGACACUAGAGAAGCUUG